UUUUAAGGCUAAAUAUAACUACGCCAGAGUAGUAGUACUGCAAUAGCAGUAGCACAAGUUAGCAGGUGGUUAGCAUCGUGCUAGCAGGCCGCGGAGCCUCGUGUUUUCUUGGUUGCGUAGAGCGGGACAGAGGAGCCUCGACGCGGCUUCGUUCUGGUAACAAACUCACGGUUAAACAAAAAUAAAUUUAAAUUGUUAUUAAGCUUGUGAAACUUAAAUUAACAGCUUCUACACACAGCUUGUGUCUUUAUGUUCACAUAGAGCCUUUUUUAUAUUUGUUUUACACAAGGUAACGGUAGCUAAUCUUAAAUGUAUUUAAAUUAAAUUAGCUAACGCUAACUAGCAUAUUUAUUUAACUGCUCUGACACACAGUUUCAUUUAAUUUGGGGUGAUUCUGAAGUUGUUAUUGUGAAUGCUGCGAUGUCCUAACAUUAAGUUAGAAGUGAGUAACGUUACUGUGAUUUUAGCCUGAAAGCUAAUAUGCAAGAGUUUGCUUUUUCAUGCACAUAAGCAGUGUUUUGCAUGCGAACACGUGGCUGUUAUAUUGUUUUUAUUAAUAAGCGUUAAACACUAAAGCUUUAACAUAAAUAGUUCACUAAAAUAAGAGAGAUGCCACGUUGAAUCAGCAGAAAAGCAGACUGUUGAAAGCGAAACUUAGAAGUUUCACUUGUUUUUUUGAAGUUUCUGCAGGUUAAUCCUCCAUUUAUGUACAUGAAAUUGUGUCAUUGUAUCCUGAAAUGGCGAAGGAGGCUAAAUGUGACGUCUUCUUCAUCAGUUCUGUUUAGUGAAGUCAGAGCUGCAGAGACAAGUCCGGGCAUAUUUCUCUCCUGCACGUGUUCGUGUCGUAAUGUAAACUGCGAACAGCUGACUGACUCAUGCAUGUUAUUCAGCUGUGAACCAGUCAGAGUUUCUGUACAGUCACUCAGACUGAUGCCCAAACAUAUUCACCCGAAAUGAGGGAAAGCAUGAGGUUGAGUCUGGACAUGUGUUCUGAAAAUAUAUAUAUAUAUAUAUAAUUUUUUAUUUUUUUCCAUUACUAUUACUACCAUCCACUGCUCUUGCAGGCUUUCCAGUCAGUCUGCUGUUUUGAAAUGUAUUAAAUAAAUUAAAAACAUAAUUAAAAUGUUUUUUGGGGUGGGACCAAAUUUAAUUAAUUGGGGAAAUGAUGCCUUUAUCAUUGGAUUUUUUCUACUUCUCCAUUCCCCUUAAAGCCAGAGGAGGACAGUCCUUCUGUGGAAACAUACUCGGAUCAGGUCCUGGAUCUAACCCUCUUUGGCCCUGGUUCACACUGGUUAGCCUGGUUAUCUGAUGGUUGACAGCGAUGAGUCAUCCUGGACUAGUACCGGCAUGUCUACAGCUGUGUGAUUAAAUCAGCUGCUACUGUCAAUUCAAACAUGCAGCUCCCUGCUGCUGACUCAGCACUGAGUGGCCCUGAUAGGCCCUCAGAUCGCCUGGCCGCUUGGGCUGGUCUAGUCCUGACAUGUCUGAGCAAGUCUAUAAGAGUCUGCUGCUCUGAUCCAGUCUGACUGCACUUUAUCUCUUCCUCUGCACAGGAUGCACUGCUGAUACUUCUACUCUGUAUAUACCGAAACAAUCAGCGUCACAAUGUCGGCUGAUCAGGAGCUCAACACAGACGACGACAACAAACUGGUGAGACCAAAGGUAGAGUUCCAGACUUUGCUGCGAGAUGCAGGCGCCACGAAAGACGUUUUCACCAUGAAGGAGGUGAUGUUCUACCUCGGUCAGUACAUCAUCCAGAAGCAGCUGUAUGACCAGAAGCAGCAGCACAUCGUCCACUGCUCCCAGGAUGCACUGGGGCGGGUGCUGGGAGUCGACAGCUUCUCUGUUAAAGAGCCACGAGCUCUGUUUGCUAUGAUCACUAAGAACCUGGUGGCCGUGAAGAACCAAGAGUCGCCACCGAGCUCGAGUGAACCUCACAGUGACACCCAGACAGACAGAGUGACGGAGGAGGCAGCUUCAGAAAGUCACUCUUCAUCACCAGACAGGAGAGGAAGGAGGAGGAGGAGGAGGAGCUGCAGGAGCAGUGACCCAGGGCCCUCGGACAGGUUAGAGGGCGAUGAAGAGGAGGAGAAGGAGAAGGAGGAGGAGGAAGAGUCGGGGGAGGAAGAGGGAGGGGAAGGAAGGAAGAGGAGGCGGUCUGACAGCUACUCCCUGACCUUUGACGACAGCCUGUCGUGGUGUGUGAUUGGAGGACUGGCGAGUGUUCGGGACAGACACAGCAGCCAAUCGUCAGACUCGCACAGCACAUCCGGGAGGUCGGAGGUCACAGUUGCAGCCUCGGACUCAGACAGCGACAACUUCAGCGUAGAGUUUGAGGUGGAGUCCGUGGACUCUGACGACUACAAUGAAGACGACGCCUCUCUGUCUGCAGACGACCAGGUGUACGAGGUCACCAUAUUUGAGGCGGAGGACAACGACUCCUUCGAUGAAGACACGGAGAUCACUGAAGCUGACUACUGGCGCUGUGUCAAGUGUGACGAGUUGAACCCACCUCUCCCCAGAAACUGUCUCCGCUGUUGGACACUUCGCCAGGAUUGGCUGUCCGAGGUGUCCGAUAUCACAAAGCCCGCCUCCUCCAGCCCUAAAGCCCUGCCCCCGAAGCCAACCGAUCAAUCGGCAGCCAAAGAAACUCCAGGUUCUGAUGUCGAGGAGAACGAAGGAGUCGACGUCCCGGAUGGAAAAAGAGCCAAAACUCCUCUCUCGUCUCAGUGCCACUCAGACUCCUCCCUCUCUGCUCCGGACUCCUCCCAGGACCUCCUCUCCUCCUCCCAGCCUUCCUCCUCCUCCUCCUCACAGCAGAAGCUCUGGACUCCUGACUCCCAGCCCUCCUCCUCCUCCAUGGACUCCCAGGAGCUUCUCCCGUCCUCCCCCCCCACUCCUCACCCCGUAAUCCCCGAUCUGGACCGCAGCGUGUCGGCGGAGUGGCGGCUGCCGGACUCGUGUCUGGACCCCUGUCUCAUCUGUCAGUCCCGGCCGAAGAACGGCUGCAUCGUCCACGGCCGGACGGGACACCUGAUGUCCUGCUACGUCUGCGCCCGCAAGCUGAAGAAGAGGAACAAGCUGUGUCCCGUCUGCAGGCUGCCCAUCCAGUCGGUCAUCCUCACCUACCUCAGCUGAGACCCCCGGUCUGUCCUCAGCUGAGACCCCCGGUCUGUCCUCAGCUGAGACCCCCGGUCUGUCCUCAGCUGAGACCCCCGGUCUGUCCUCAGCUCCCUACACGUCCCACUGACCCAGAAUUACAUUGAAUAUUUACCAAAUUAAGAAAAGAGUUUAGUUUCUGUCCUCAGGCACAUGUUUGCACUUUCUGUCUCUCUGAGUCUCUCUUUCUAAAAGCCGGUCUGGCUUCUUUAGUUUUCUUUUUUGUCAAAAAAAAACAUGAAAAGACCAAAACCAACUAUUUUAUUUAAUCUCACGAUUCAGUCUUAUUACCUUUAAAUGCCCAGUAUAUGAGAGCCUCAGACGAUGUAUUAAAAUAGUGAGUUUGGUCUGAACAUCAGUCCAAAUCUUAAAUAUAUUCAAUUUAUAGAGAAAUAAAACAUAUUUCAUAUAUUAAAUAUUCAGCAUUUAAGCUUCAAAAGUAAUGGGACUAUUUUCAGAUUAAUUCACAUUGUGUGCGUGUUGGUUUUGGUCUCUUUAAUGAGACAUAAUGACGACUUAUUUUAAACCCAAAGUCAGAUGAUCACUAACGGCUUCAUCUUUGUGUCAUCCGGACUGUUCCUUUAAGUCGUGUCUUAACAUCCGGUAAUGCUGUUUUUAGGUAACGUUUGAUUUUAUGGGUCUAUAAUUAUAUAUAUUAACAUUUCCUGG
This is a messenger RNA of Anarrhichthys ocellatus (wolf-eel), 3828 nucleotides long. RefSeq names its product MDM2 proto-oncogene (gene mdm2). The coding region runs from base 1606 to 3138 and encodes 510 amino acids. The record is from RefSeq and is a predicted model, not a curated record. Lineage: Eukaryota; Metazoa; Chordata; Actinopteri; Perciformes; Anarhichadidae. Gene Ontology annotation, biological process: regulation of cell cycle; protein ubiquitination; negative regulation of apoptotic process. Gene Ontology annotation, molecular function: p53 binding; identical protein binding; ubiquitin protein ligase activity. The transcript has 12 exons. Gene Ontology annotation, cellular component: nucleus.